This is a messenger RNA of Pocillopora meandrina, 1074 nucleotides long. The record is from the annotation of a GenBank genome assembly. Lineage: Eukaryota; Metazoa; Cnidaria; Anthozoa; Scleractinia; Pocilloporidae.
AUGAAGAGUUAUUUGUCUAUCGCUCUUUUAAGCAAAAACCCGUGCGAGGAGAAGUCGCUAUCCAAAAGGCUGGACGAGAUCGAAAAAAUGAAAAAGAAGAUUCUUCGCGAAUCAGCUGCCAAAAUGUCAAGCUUUGCCCUCCAGCACUUGUACAUCGCAAAGUACUAUGAUGCGAAAAAUGGCGAACAAUGCCGACCACCUCCCAAAGUCAGUCAAAAUGGUGCUUGCCCCUUACCAAGGUUGGCUGAGAAACCAAAGCAAGGCAGGAAUCCACAUUUUCUGGAUAGAGUUGAGCCGAGCGCCGAUUGCACAACUUCCAUGCCCAAAUCUCGUAGAAGUUUGUCAGAAAAGUGCGUUCCCCUGACACCAAAGUCUACCGAGCAAGACCAUGCUCCAGUUGAAAGCAAAGCUCCAAGUAUUAGCAGUCAACCAAAUUAUGUUCCCAGGAUCGCUUCAGCCCAAAAUUCUGAGCCAAAGUACCAUCGCAGUGUAUCAGACGUUGUGGCCCCAAUUCAUAGCUUGAUGUUUGUGGGGGAGGACGCAGAAUCUGAGAACGCCCCAAGAAGAUUAAACGCGUGGGAUCUAAAAGAAGACAAAGAAAAUUUGAAGAGUUGCAAUAACGCCCUUCUAAAGCGAAAAGUCUCGCAGUACCUUGUUCCUAAAUUAGAAGAUAUUGUGCUUGAGGGUUGCAAGCGAAAGGAAUCCGAAAGUGUCCCGAAAGAUGAUUGCGAAGCAGCACCCGACGAGGGACGGAAGGCCGUUGUUCCAAUCCAAAGAAGGCAACGCCGAGCUACUGUAGCAGGAGAGAGGCCUUCCUUAACCCAAGAGUUCAAUCGCUGGCAGAAGACAGUUAGGCUCGUGAAAGACUUGCCAAAACAUGAGCAAGCAGAGAUCUUACGAGGAGCUUGUUUCCUGAGGAUGGCAGUGCCUGGGUUUAAUAGCGCUCCUGUUAAAACUGAGGCAUCCCGGCCACCAACUCAACUUCAAAACACCUCAAUAGUCAUUCCACCCCGUGCACUGAGGAUUGAACACUCAACUCUGGACCCUUUGAAGUUUGCUGCACGUACAAAAUAA